Messenger RNA from Babesia microti strain RI, 486 nucleotides. RefSeq names its product Coenzyme Q-binding protein COQ10 homolog mitochondrial. Gene Ontology annotation, biological process: ubiquinone biosynthetic process; cellular respiration. The record is from RefSeq and is a predicted model, not a curated record. The transcript has 5 exons. Gene Ontology annotation, molecular function: ubiquinone binding. Lineage: Eukaryota; Apicomplexa; Aconoidasida; Piroplasmida; Babesiidae. The coding region runs from base 1 to 486 and encodes 161 amino acids.
AUGUAUAGUAUGCAUUGUUAUAAUAUACAAUAUUAUCAUAACCUCCACGACGUAGCCAGAUUGGCUAAGGUUGAACGAUAUUCUUCUUUCCUUCCAUGGUGUAAGGAAAGCAGGUGGAUAGAUUCUAGCCAUGAAGUCAAAAUCCGUCCUUACCCAGUUUCAUCUAAUGCUAUACUUGGCGUAAAAUUUGGGAUUUUUAAUGAAAAGUACAUUUCUACAGUCACAUAUCACUACCCAUUAUACAUCAAGGCCGUUGCUAGCGACGAUUCACUGUUUAAACAUUUAGAAACAACAUGGAAUUUUUCAGAAGGUGCCUCCUCUGGUUUGACGUUAUUGGAGUUUAAAAUAUCAUUCGAGUUUAAAGAUUUUCUACAUCAAAAAUGCGCAAAGCUAUUUAUCAAUAAAAUUUCUCGUACAAUGGUAAAUUCGUUUAUAAGUGAAACAAAGAGGGGAAUAAACUGUUAUCGCAAAAUUAAAACAACUUAA